CUCCUUCCCCGCUGCGUUUCGCAGCUGUCACGCAUCUCCCUGUUAGUGUUACCGCCCCCUGGGCCCGUAAGCAACAUGAGAGUAGUGGCUUUAAUCAGUGGUGGGAAGGACAGCUGUUAUAAUAUGAUGCAGUGUGUUGCUGCUGGGCAUCAGAUUGUUGCUCUAGCCAAUUUAAGACCUGCCGAAAACACAGGGCAGACUGAUGAACUGGACAGCUACAUGUAUCAGACAGUUGGACACCAUGCCAUUGACCUAUAUGCUGAUGCAUUGGAUUUGCCACUCUAUCGUGGUUUCAUAAAGGGUACCAGUGUAAAUACUGGAAGAGUGUAUACCACAUGUCAGGAAGAUGAGGUUGAGGACCUUUACCGCCUCAUGAAACUUGUUAAGGACAAAGAAGGAGUGGAGGGUGUAUCUGUGGGAGCCAUUCUUUCUGACUACCAGAGAGUUCGAGUUGAAGAUGUAUGCAGAAGGCUUAAGCUUCAGCCUUUAGCUUACCUUUGGCGUCGGAACCAGGAAAUACUGCUUAGAGAAAUGAUAUCAUCUAACAUUGAAGCCAUAAUCAUAAAAGUGGCAGCUUUUGGUUUAGAUCCAGAUAAGCAUCUAGGAAAAACACUGGAUGAAAUGGAACCUUAUCUUUUGGAGCUUUCUGAGAAAUAUGGAGUCCAUGUUUGCGGAGAAGGUGGAGAAUAUGAAACAUUCACUUUGGACUGCCCUCUGUUUAAGAAGAAAAUAGUUGUAGAUUCAUCCAAGGUGGUUGUGCAUUCGGCUGAUGCAUUUGCACCUGUGGCCUACCUUCAUUUUUUAAAAUUACACCUGGAGAAUAAGCAGGGGGAAUCUUCAGGUACAUUUAUGGUCAGUAGUUGUUCUUGUGAGGUAAGCUGCAAUGAUGACAAUAUUUUCCCUUCAUCGGAAGAGGAUGAACCACAGAAAAACAUUCCAGUCAUCUGGAAGUCUUUGAAACAUAAUUCUUUGGAUUGCACUAACACAUUCGGAAGUUCAGGAAAAUCCCUGAGUGGUUACCAGUGGUUUUCAGGUAUCACUGCUCACUUCCUUCCAUCAAAAGGCAAAAAUGCUCAAGAGGCAGCAAGGGAAGCAUUUUCUUCUCUCCGAGCUAAUAUGACUUCAGAGGGAUUGAAACUGAAGGAUAUUGUUUUGGUUCAUCUGUAUAUGAAGAGCAUGAAAGAUUUCAAUAUUAUAAAUUCGGUUUAUGUGACAGAAUUUGAUUUGUGUCCACCAGCAAGAGUAUGUGUGGAAACCCUGUUACCUGAUGGAGUACUGUUUUGCAUUGACUGCCUUGCACAUAAGUAUGACAUUGCAAUGGAUGAUGUGUUAAGCAAUGAAAAACUGGUCAUGCAUGUACAGAGCAUUUCCCACUGGGCACCUGCUAGCAUAGGACCUUACAGUCAGUCCAUCAAGGUUGGAGAUGUUCUCUACUGUGCUGGACAGAUUGCUCUAGUACCUUGUACGAUGCAGCUUGUUAGCGGUGGCAUAUGGACUGAGGCCAUAGUUUCCCUCUGUCAUGUUGAGCGAGUUCUUCAAGCUAUGAGCCAGAAGACUGCUCUCCACCACGUCAUCACAGCCAGCUGCUAUGUAACUGACAGCAAGCACAUUCCUAUCGCACGCUCUAUAUGGCAGAAGAAAUUAAGUGAAUGUAAAAAGGUUGAAGAUUCAGAGACGCAUCAUGAUGUAACUACAGUGUGUGGGUUGCUUGCUGUGGUUGUAAUAUCUCACCUACCCAGAGAUGCUGGCAUUGAAUGGCAUGCUGUUGCAGUAGUUGAUGAUCCACUCCAAAGAAAACAUUUUGCAAUGAAGAUGUUGUCAGAGGGCUUCCAAAUUGAGUGUGAAUCUGUGGAGUCUAGUUCUGCAUCUUGUGCAUCAAUCUCUGUACGUCUGAGCUUGAUUUCACCAUCCCCUUCUCAGCUUGAUUUAGAUGGACCUCUUCAUGACUUAGUUGCUAUGUUUAGACAAGCUGUUGAGAAACUUUCAGAAGACUGCAGUGCAAGUCCUUUGUCUUUUAGAGCUUUCUUCAAGGAGGAAGUCUUUGAUGCUGAAACACUGCAGACAGGACUGCAAGAAUACCUGGAAAAAUAUUUCAGCAAGAAUACCCCCGCUCUGAUUUUAGCACCAGUGGUGGAUUUACCUGGCAAGGAAGUUAUUCAUGUGACAUGCUGGCUAAGCUAGCAGUUCAAAAGAGAUGAGUUGAUAGCAAGACACACAUUCCAUCCAAGAAAGAACGAAGAAAGGAAUUGAUCAUAACUGUGUUGGAUACUUUCAUUAAGCAAUAUUGUUUGA
Molecule: messenger RNA, 2292 nt
Organism: Gavia stellata (red-throated loon)
Lineage: Eukaryota; Metazoa; Chordata; Aves; Gaviiformes; Gaviidae
Gene: DPH6
Product: diphthamine biosynthesis 6
Exons: 15
Coding region: 76-2181 (701 amino acids)
Biological process (GO): protein histidyl modification to diphthamide
Molecular function (GO): diphthine-ammonia ligase activity
Source: RefSeq, a predicted model, not a curated record